Thermochaetoides thermophila DSM 1495 is the source of this 1266-nucleotide messenger RNA. RefSeq lists its product as uncharacterized. The record is from RefSeq and is a predicted model, not a curated record. The transcript has 3 exons. Bases 1 to 1266 code for a protein of 421 amino acids. NCBI's taxonomy places the organism in Eukaryota, Fungi, Ascomycota, Sordariomycetes, Sordariales, Chaetomiaceae.
AUGCGGGGCGAAUCCCCUUCUCAGCUCCCUGAUCUAAAUCCUCUGGCCCUCACAUGCCGCAUCAGAGAGGGCGAUGACAACGAGUGGACCAUACAGCGGAAUGCAUGGCCCUCUAAAAAUAUCCCCACCAAACAGCGAGUGUACUUGGUCAAUGUCCUUGCCGUAACCCUCCACGCCGGCGAGGUUGCCUCGAUCAGCGAUGCGGAUGUUCCCAGACUGCAAGAGACGACCAUUCCUGGCUACGAAUUUGCCGGUGUUAUAAUCGGCCCACCUAACUCUGGCGGCAAGUUUGCUCCGGGAGACAGUGUUUAUGGCAGAACCAGCUUCGGACGCGUUGGUAAUGCUCGUACUUUUAUGUUCGUCAAGGAAAAUGAGCUGGCCAAGAUGCCAGCCGAGAUACAGUGGAGCCAUGCUGCUCGCAUCCCUCUGGGGGGCCUUAUUGGAUACCAAGCUCUGUUUUCGACGGAUACCAUUCAAAAGCCCAGCAUCACCGAUGGAUGGGGAAGCGAACGUGGGGAAGCAUACCAAAGAAACAGCAAAAGGACAGUUCUCAUCACCGGUGCGGGAUGCAUGGCCGGGUUGUGGGCAAUCGAGCUCGCCAAACUGGCAGGGAAUACGGAAGCAGGACGCCUGGAAAAUUGCCAAGAAGCCGAUACACCCAAGGUCGACAUGAUAAUCGACUUCGUUGGCAACGGUUUGCUUUCAAACGCUUGGUGGAUGCUCAAGAAGAAAGGAACCUUUGUCAGCAUGGUCGAUGAUGCACUCGCUUGCAAACCUCCUGCAACCGGCAACCAGGUCCGGCUCGUCAAUUUCCGCCUCAAGUCUGAUCCCGAAGCCCUCGAGGUCAUCACCACGCUUAUCAACGAUAGGAAAAGCGCGCUGAUCAGAGAGAUAAAUCAGAUCUUCGACGAAAGAGACGAGUUUGAUAUAUAUGACCACCCAACAGCCUUGCAACAUGUGCGAGGAAACUCGCGUGGCAUUGUUGUCUUGAAAAUACCCCAACUCCCUAUCGACAACCAGACCCUGGUUUGGGAGCGCUUUUUUGAGAGAGUAGGAAAUGCUGAACAAUCCGACAACGGGCAAGUGACGCAAGAGUCUGACGUCGAGGACGAUCGGCCAUCUCGGUUGAGCGCGUGGUUGAGAGAGGAUGGCCCUAGCUCAGAGAAGAAGCGAAGAAGGAAGUUGGAGCUCAUGAUCCAAAGGGAGAACAGUAGUGAUUCGGAAGGCCAAGACAGCAGCGGGGAAGAGGACGAUGAAAGCCAAUGA